Scatophagus argus is the source of this 3322-nucleotide messenger RNA. RefSeq names its product far upstream element-binding protein 2-like. Gene Ontology annotation, biological process: regulation of DNA-templated transcription. Gene Ontology annotation, cellular component: nucleus; cytoplasm. The transcript is spliced from 18 exons. Bases 142 to 2145 code for a protein of 667 amino acids. Gene Ontology annotation, molecular function: mRNA binding. The record is from RefSeq and is a predicted model, not a curated record. NCBI's taxonomy places the organism in Eukaryota, Metazoa, Chordata, Actinopteri, Scatophagidae.
GAACGCGAAUGAACCUUCCCGGCCGCCGUCGUGUCUCCCGAGCUUUCCUUGUCUUGUCAGUUUCUUGACUUUGCUUCCCACUCGUGCGCAGCAGCGAGCCCGGGUUUCUGCUGCUGUUCCCUCGCCUGUAUUUUGCUCAUCAUGUCGGAGUAUAAUGCGGUGCCGCCACCCGGAUCCGGGGCACCUCUCGGCCCACAAGCAGCGCUUGGGAACGGAGCAGGAGGCAUCAAAAAGGAUGCGUUUGCGGACGCGGUGCAGCGGGCCCGGCAGAUUGCAGCUAAGAUCGGGGGCGAUGCUGGACCUCCCCUGAACAACAACACUGCAUCAGAUGGCUUUCCUUUCACCGCACAGAAGCGACAGCUGGAGGACGCAGAUGAACCAGAGAGCAAGAAGCUGGCUGCACAGAGUGACUUGGAUUCAGCCAAAGCACUGUCUAUUGGUGCACAGCUAGCUGCUCUUGCACAGCAAAGGCCUGCCUCCACCACAGAGGAGUACAGUGUACCUGACAGCAUGGUGGGACUCAUUAUUGGCCGUGGAGGUGAACAGAUCAAUAAGAUUCAACAGGAGUCAGGUUGCAAGGUUCAGAUAGCUCCAGACAGCGGAGGGCUUCCAGAGAGGAGCGUCUCUCUCACAGGUUCCCUCGACUCCAUACAGAAAGCCAAAAUGCUGCUGGACGAGAUAGUGUCACGGGGGAGGGGAACACCCCCUUAUCACGAGUCGACCAACGGGCAGAACGGCACGGUGCAUGAGAUGAUGAUCCCAGCUGGCAAGGCUGGUCUUGUCAUUGGCAAGGGAGGAGAGACCAUCAAACAGCUGCAGGAGCGUGCAGGGGUGAAGAUGAUCCUGAUCCAGGAUGCCUCUCAGGGACCCAAUGUUGACAAGCCCCUGCGCAUUAUUGGAGAUCCCUACAAAGUGCAGCAAGCCCAGGAGAUGGUGCAGGAGAUUCUGAGAGAGAGAGAUCAUGGCAGCUUUAGUGAAAGGAAUGACUUUGGCUCCCGCAUGGGAGGAGGCAUGGAUAUCCCAGUACCACGACACUCAGUUGGUGUGGUCAUAGGGCGCAACGGAGAGAUGAUCAAGAAAAUUCAGAAUGAUGCCGGAGUUAGGAUACAGUUCAAACAAGAUGACGGAACUGGUCCAGAUAAGAUUGCCCAUAUCAGUGGUCCCCCUGACCGCUGCGAGCACGCUGCCCAGAUCAUAAAUGACCUGCUGCAAAGCAUCAGGGUCAGGGAAGAGGGACAAGGGGGUCCCCCAGGUCCUCCGGGCAUGCCUGCAGGCAACAGGGGCCGCGGUGGGGGACAAGGCAACUGGGGGCCCCCUGGAGGGGAAAUGACCUUCUCUAUUCCUGCCCUCAAGUGUGGGCUUGUGAUUGGCCGGGGAGGAGAGAACGUCAAGUCCAUCAACCAGCAGACGGGGGCCUUUGUGGAAAUCUCUCGAGAGCCACCCCCCAAUGGCGACCCUAACUUCAAGCUGUUCAUCAUUCGGGGCUCUCCACAGCAGAUCGACCACGCCAAGCAGCUCAUUGAAGAGAAGAUUGAGGGUCCUCUGUGUCCUGUGGGCCCGGGGCCAGGUGGACCAGGUCCUGCUGGUCUAGCGGGUCCCUACAACCCCAACCCAUACAACCCUGGACCGCCCGGAGCGCCUGGACCACCACAUGGUGGUCCGCCAGGCCCUCACCAGUACACUCCUCAGGGCUGGAGCAACACCUACCAGCAGUGGCAGCCACAGGCACCCCAUGACCCCAGCAAGGCAGCAGCGAAUGACCCCAAUGCAGCCUGGGCGGCCUACUACGCUCAGUACUACCAGCAACCAUCAGGGGCUGUGCCAGUCCAGUACCCCGCUAAUCCAGCUGGAGGUGCCCAAACGUCAGGGGACCAGACCCAGCUAGCACAGACGCCGGGGAGUCAGCCAGACUACACCAAGGCCUGGGAGGAAUACUACAAGAAGAUGGCCCAGGCUGGUGGCUCUGUCCCCGGGACAGCAGCUGCAGCCCCAGGAGCAGCAGGAGGAGCAGCAUCCGCAACGGGGGGACAGGCGGACUACAGUGCAGCCUGGGCGGAGUACUACAGGCAGCAGGCUGCGUACUAUGGACAGGCAGGACAGGUUCCCGGCCAGCCUGCAACUCCCCAGCAAGGACAGACGCAGUGAGAGCUCAAUGGCAGAAGAUCUCUGAUGCCAGAGAUGGUCAGGAAGACGGCGAUGAAGCCUAAACUUCAGGCCAGAGUCUAGCCUGCUAAAAUGUUUGUUGGUUUUUUUUUUUUAUUAUUAUUUAUUUCUUUUGAGGGGAAACAAAAUCCUUCCUUGCCACCAAACACCACUUGGAUAUUUUUUAAUAAAAAUGUGAACUGAACAAAUGUUCUAUUGCUUUUGCUGCUGAGGUGAGGGAGAAGACUGAUUAUGCCGUCUUGACAGGUACACAGCUUCUCAAAGCCUCUACAUAUAUUUAUAUAUGCUGUUAUGAACAUGAGAGCCUUGAACCGCUUACUUCAUUGUGGUGGAGAAUGAGUUGUCUGUUAAUUUAUCUCAUCUUCCUUUUAUUAACUUGUUAAAACUUCUAAUAUCAUUUUUAAAAGCACUUAGCUUCAUACACCUGUGUUAUAUUUACUGAAUUGCACAGAGAUAUUAGGACUGUAAACAUAUUGUCCAUUCAGGAGUUUUAUCAUUUGAGAGCAUUUGUUGCAAGAAACGCACUGACUAACUGUGGAUGGAAGGCCAACAUGGAAAUGAAAACAUGCCCUUCUGCUCAGCUCGGUAUGAACAGUGCUAGUUAUGUCAUGGAAAGGUCAGAAGUGAUUGUCAGACCUUUUAAAACUAACACAUACUGCUAGUGCCAUUCACCUUGGGACAACUGCAUAUAUCGUUCUCACUUUAAAGUAUGGUGACUUUCAUGUGGAGGUUCUGCCACCAUCUGUAGUUCAUACGGCUGCAGGCUCUUCUACAAUGAGUACAUUCAGACUCCACAUUUGAACCGUGCCAUGACUGUGUUUCUUCUCAUGGUUGCAUGCGACUGCUUUUUACUUUAUAUACGUUGGUUUAUAUGAAUGACGACAAGAACCUGUUGAUCUUCUGCCUUCUCACAGCCAUUGUUUGUAACAGAAUUAAAUUCAGUCUUCCAACAUGUCCCACUUAAAGAUAUAUUGUAUACUUACAUAUAUUCAGCAAUAUAAAGCUGUUGGUUUUGACUUACAGAGAUGUAUCAGGUAUGAAUCUUGUAUUCUGAAUGGCAGCUGUGAGCCUGCCUUUGGCAGCAGUGUUGAUAUUGUUAAAUAGAUGACCACCAGCAGCAAUACUCUGAAUUAAAAAUGAGCAAAUGUCAAUUACUUUA